Messenger RNA from Rotaria sp. Silwood2, 867 nucleotides. The record is from the annotation of a GenBank genome assembly. Lineage: Eukaryota; Metazoa; Rotifera; Eurotatoria; Philodinida; Philodinidae.
AUGCAAUUUAAUCGGAGUAUUAUUAUUAUUUCAUCAACACGUUAUGAACUUGCAAGAUUUGAACCCCAACAAUGGAACAAAUUAAAUGAAAAUUUGAAAAAAAUUUCUCAAGAUCCAAAAAAUAUUAUAGCCGCAAAUAAUUUAUAUGAUGUCGAAUAUAUUCGUUAUUUCACUGGUAUAAAUGUUACACUUUUACCCAGCUUUUGUAAUUAUACAAAUAGUGAUUACAAUCCGACACGAGAAGAAUUUUUACUUGCUCCUAUUCAUGCACCGUAUUUUGAUGCAUUAUUUAAAAAAAUACUUAAGAGCUCUUUAGAUCAAUAUGAAAAACAUAAAAUUAAAAUUGUACCGAUUAGAAGUAUUUAUCGUAAUUAUAAAUAUUCUGAUCUGACUAAUCAUCCAGCCAUUAUUCAUAUACCUUAUCAAGUUUCAAUAAUGAGUUUAUUCGAACAAUAUCGAAUGAAUAUUCCACUUCUAUUUCCAUCACUUGAUCUUUUGACUAAAUGGCAUUAUGAAUAUGGUGUUGUCAAUGAAAAAACUUGGGAUCAAAUUUCAUAUGGAGUAAGACCGAAGAGUUCUCGUAUUAAAGGUGUUUUAACGAAUGUACCUGAUCCAAAUAAUGAUUUGGAUCGUACAGCUAUUCGAUAUUGGUUGAAUUUCUCAGAUUUUUAUCAAUGGCCACAUAUUAUAUAUUACGAAUCGAUUGAAGAUCUUAUUGAAAAAUUGACUUCGACAGAUUUUCGAAUGAUUAGUAAAAAAAUGAAGAAAUAUAACAAACAAGUUGAAACGAAUGUAUUCGAAAAAUGGAAACAUAUAUUGAAUAAUGUAAAGCGAUAUUCAAGAAAAUUUCAUCAAUUUAACUUUUGA